AUGGCGCGGCAUGCUUGCAGUUCCUUGACUUUUCAUUCAGAGUAUAUAGCAAAUGCAAAUCGUCAGGCGCUGCAGCCGCAUCGUCAGGUUCCGCCAAAGGAACCGCCAGUUGAUUACGAUAUUUCUCCAUCUCGCAUUCCGCCGGUUCGCUCGCCGACUUCGGACCACUCCGUCACCUCAGCAGCUAGCCCGUCACAGACAUCGUCCGUCAGCACAACAUCAUCAUCGAUACACGAGUCUCGUAUUUUUGCAUCAUCUGCGAGGCAAAAUCAGAUUUUCGAUGUCGACCACACACCAGCUUCAUCGUCAACAUCAUCUGUGCAGCAUGUCGACCAGAACGGCACAAGUGCCAGGUCUUUUUUUUCAAAUACAGUAUUAUCAAGCAAAAGGGUAGGAGAAGUCGUUUGA
This is a messenger RNA of Gongylonema pulchrum, 408 nucleotides long. The record is from the annotation of a GenBank genome assembly. NCBI's taxonomy places the organism in Eukaryota, Metazoa, Nematoda, Chromadorea, Rhabditida, Gongylonematidae.